Molecule: messenger RNA, 2458 nt
Organism: Haliotis rufescens (red abalone)
Lineage: Eukaryota; Metazoa; Mollusca; Gastropoda; Lepetellida; Haliotidae
Product: tumor necrosis factor-like
Exons: 6
Coding region: 363-1079 (238 amino acids)
Biological process (GO): immune response
Cellular component (GO): membrane
Molecular function (GO): tumor necrosis factor receptor binding
Source: RefSeq, a predicted model, not a curated record
GCACAUUUCCUCGGGAAUCAUUGAUUCGGUCAGCAUGACGUUCGAAUACCCCACAAGGGAAAGCCAGUAAACCUGCAACCGUUAUUGAAACACAUUUAUACGAUCGGGGUGUGAAGCCUUUGAUAAAAAUGAUAAGAGGGUUCAUGCAAUUCAGGCUGGUUGUUGCAUGGCAGUGUUGAAUGUUUUCACUACAAACAUCAUAAAACUUCAUUGUCAGCUUUGGAACGUUUCUGACAAGAUUGUGUACAAGUCGGUUGUGUUCAGUACAUCACAGGCUGGUUGACAUGAUCAGUUUGACGUGGACUGGUUUAAACAGAGCACCAUCAUAAUCGGACAGCAACACAAAGACGUAAAGGUCAAUCAUGGAAAGGAUUGGGAAAGUUGGGUGUGCAUCACUUCUUCUCUUGAAUAUAGCAGUAGGCAUUGCAGUUAUCUGCAGUGUAGCAUCCAGUAAACACGGUACGCAGAUUAGUAACACAGAAGGUCUGAAGCAACAAAUCAGCAAGAUAUACGAAGACCGAUUGAAAAUAAUAAUCGAUAAUGAUAAUGGUACUCAUGAACGGAAAGGUGCAAGGCAACCGAGCACGUCAGUGGCAUUCUUGAACCUGCUGAAACCUAUAGCAUAUCUUACUGGACUGGACUUCCUUGGGCACAUUGAGAAUGUAAAUGACACAUCUAUAAAAACAUGGGUGCCGUUUGUUGGACCAGGGAGACAACUCUUGUAUAACGAGAUGCGGUAUGAAAAUGGCAGCAUUAUAAUCCCCGCCACGGGUGUGUAUGCUGUAUACAGCCAUGUCAAGUUCUACACAGAAAGGAAUCGUCGUGGAGAUACAGAAACUAAUUUCCACCAUUCCAUAAUGCGAUACAAUGCAUUAAAACAGACGAAUAAAACUGCACUUGCUGACGCAGUGUCUGAGAAUAAAAACGACAUCAUUGACGGCGCUAGCCUGGAAUACUCCAGUAACAUCCAUGGACUCCUGCAACUCAAUGCUGGUGAUCAGUUGGUUGUUAAAGUAUCAAGGAUAAACCCACUGAGGCAUGACAGAGACUGGCAUUACUUUGGUGUAUAUAUGAUUUAAACACUACAUCUAGGCAAUCUAACAGGUUGUUUUGAUAUAGAAAUGCAUUGUGCACCAAUGCCUUCACUUCAUUUGUUCACUUCAUAUUGCUUCUUGUUUUAGGUUCAAAAGUGCAGCUCUUGUACAUAAGCAUUACAAGUAUAGUAUGUAUAGACCUGCAUGCAUAUGCCAUCCUUACGCUGUCAGCAAACUGGCGGGGAUAAUCUAUUUUAUAAUAUGGACGAGACUUCCAUAAGGUCCUUAUUUGGAAUCUCGUUACGGGAUUCGGAAUCCUAUAGUCACUACACAUGAGAGAUAAUUACUGACAAAGUCCUCCUAUUGAUAAACCGAUUGUUCUAAAGAGAAGAGCAUCAUUAGGAUAUUUUGUAUAUAUAGUAAACUACGUUUAUAACGAGCACGCUUAUAACGAACUGACGGAUAUAACGAAAAUAGUUUUGUCCCGGCCAUUUUCUGUAUAUAUACUUACACCAAACUACGGUUAUAUCGAACAAAUAUCAGUGGUCCCUUUGAGUUCGUUAUAACCGUAGUUUACUGUAUGUUAUUUAAGUUAUAUUCAAACUGUAUUAAGACGAAUAUAUUCAAGAUCUGUCCAUUCAUCUACGUGUACAGUGGUUUGAAGAUAACAUUUAUCAUUCUCUUUGCUGAAGGGAUUUUCUAUUUACAUUGUAGUUUUGCUUAUAGAAAUGUGUCAUGUUGCUGUUUGUAAACUGAUAUCACUCUGAUUUCGUACUCGGAUGUAGCUAUGUGUAUGUCAUCAUCAGGACGUAAGUUGUUUUUGUCAUCAUGGAAUUUGCCCCUCAGCUGAUGAACGACAACAAAUACAACUUCAAUCCUUAAUUGAAUAUAUUGAGUAUUAACGAAUAUUACCACUUACAACAGGAUACUCAUUGAAACAUAUUUUGUUUUGUUUGUUUUAUUUUUAAUAUUCAUUGUAAUGAUUUGCCUCCAAAUCUACUUUAACAUGUACAUCUGUUGGUUUUUGUUUAAAAUAAAUGACUAAAACAGUAUUAUUCCUACUGAUGAAUACGUAUUUAGUUGUUUACAAAUAUUUCUUACACGACCUUCUAAGUAAACAUGCGAUAUAUACAAUGUAAAUAUUGUAUUCGGCAACUAUGGUACUGUCUACCCACCGUUAAAGGGUGCUUGGUACCUGUAAACUUGCUUCACUUUGUAACGUUAUGAAAGGCCGCGUGUGCCCUAAACAAACGUGACGUCUCAUAGACCCUCGUAUGUACAUAUAUAAAGUCCGAAGAACAUCACAUUAAGACGUUAUUUGUGUGGCUUGAGAUUAUUAUUCACUUUUGUGCAGAGAGUAAGUAUUCGGCAGGUAACGUUGAUUUUUUUCAGCGCAUUAAAAUAAACUGUGACGGUAGAAUUUA